GCUACGCUGUUCGUGAAGAGGUGGAACUUUCAUUCCAGUUGUAAGGCCAGGCGGUUGCAGAAGGAAGGCGCAGCCGUCGAAGCUUCGAAGAAAGGAGUCGAGGAGAAAGUGAGGAGCUCUGGGGACACUCUGAUCACCAUGGAGGACGGUAUUUAUGUCCCUCCAGACCUGACGCCGGAAGAGAGGGUUGAGCUGGAGAACAUCCGUCGGCGUAAGCAAGAGUUGCUGGUGGAAAUCCAACGGCUACGAGAUGAGCUGAGUGAAGCCAUGAAUGAAGUGGAGGGGCUGGAAGCCAAUGAGGGAAGUAAAACCCUUCAGAGGAACCGAAAGAUGGGGAUGGGCCGCAAGAAAUUUAACAUGGAUCCCAAAAAAGGAAUCCAGUUCCUGGUGGAAAAUGAACUGCUGCGUUCUACCCCCGAGGACAUUGCCCGCUUCCUUUACAAAGGAGAAGGACUCAACAAGACAGCCAUUGGCGACUACUUGGGCGAGCGGGAGGAUUUUAAUAUCGCUGUGCUCCAUGCCUUUGUUGACUUGCAUGAAUUUACUGAUCUCAACCUUGUGCAAGCACUCAGGCAAUUCCUGUGGAGUUUCCGAUUGCCAGGGGAAGCUCAGAAAAUUGACCGUAUGAUGGAGGCCUUUGCCCAGCGGUAUUGUCUGUGCAACCCGGGGGUCUUCCAAUCCACAGAUACUUGUUAUGUCCUCUCCUUUGCUGUGAUCAUGCUGAAUACGAGCCUCCACAACCCCAACGUCCGCGAUAAGCCUACAGUCGAGAGGUUCAUCACCAUGAACCGUGGCAUCAACGAUGGGGGAGAUUUACCUGAGGAACUGCUGCGGAACCUGUACGACAGCAUCCGUAAUGAGCCCUUCAAGAUCCCCGAGGAUGAUGGGAACGACCUGACACACACUUUUUUUAACCCCGACCGCGAGGGCUGGCUCCUCAAGCUGGGAGGGCGAGUGAAGACGUGGAAGAGACGCUGGUUCAUCUUGACUGACAACUGCCUCUAUUACUUUGAAUACACUACAGAUAAGGAGCCAAGAGGAAUCAUUCCCUUGGAAAAUCUGAGUAUCCGAGAAGUGGAAGACCCGCGGAAACCAAACUGCUUUGAGCUCUACAUUCCCAACAACAAAGGGCAGCUAAUCAAAGCCUGCAAGACUGAGGCAGACGGGCGUGUGGUUGAAGGGAACCACAUGGUUUAUCGAAUCUCAGCACCUACGCAGGAGGAAAAGGAUGAGUGGAUCAAAUCCAUCAAGGCUGCUGUGAGCGUGGAUCCUUUCUACGAGAUGCUGGCUGCCCGCAAGAAACGGAUCUCAGUGAAGCAGAAGCCAGAGCAGGCAUGAGGUGGGGAUUCUCUUGCACCUGCCAUCUCUCUCCUUCCCCCUUCACCUCUCUGUGUCCCCUCCUGCAUCCCCUCUUGGACUUGCUGACAAACCCACCUGGGUUGAUCUCCAUGAAACCAGUUGGCUCUCUUUCUUCCUUGGGCCACUCACAGUGUUGCCAGUCUGACAACAUUCCUGCCAGCACACCAGGUGCCCCCUUCACAUUUCCAGAGCUUCAACUCGACCUACAGGGAUUUGCCUGUGGACAACUGUCAUCCAAUGGUAUCUGCAAAGUAUGGAGGCAUCAUUUACUGGUGAUGGCAAUUUUUCUUCUCUGAAGAGGCCCUCAGCAGUUGCAGGUGAAAGUCUCUGUGCUGGUUUACGCCAUUGGGACCAUGAGGACUACUAAUGUGGAACAUGUUCAGAGAACAUUUCCUGACUGAUAGAAUUAUUCCUGUUCAAGUCUCCCAGCUUAAAGCCAAUUGACUCCUUCAACAACAGAACAUCCACACUUACAUCAAGGCUGUGAGGGACUCGGCUAGCUUACUUUCUGGUAGGCUAGCUUUGUGGGAUUUUUAAUUCCCACACUCGUUCUGUUUCUUUAUUUCCUGAGCCUCAUCCCAAUGUUGGUAGAGCAAUGAGAGUGCACAAUAUUUUCAGUUCCUAUGGCCACACUUGGUGUGAGACCGGGACUGCACAUGCAUACAUUAGUGUACACUUAUACACUGCAUAGUGCAGGGUUCUUUUAUACAUCGACUGAGAUCUGUGUAUCAACAGGGAAGAGAAGUGGAAGCUGGUGGUUUCCCUGUCAGUGGGAUAGAGAAUCCAUUCUCUAGUUUUUCUCUGAAUUUCUAGGAGCUUUACCAGAUGCUCUUCCCAACAUGGUUUCCACAUCUUGGAUAGUGUGUUUAGAGAUCAGACUAAAACCUGGUGCGUUUAUUGUCCCACUUAAAAGGAAGCCACCAGUCAAUGCAGAAUGGGAAACAAAACAUCUCCCAUAGCACUCAAGUGAGAAGGUGAAAAACUGUGGCUCAUUCUACUCAAUUAUGACUGGGAUGUGGUGGAAAGUGGAUUUUGCCCCAAAGGAGCCUUUGGCCCCUUCUUAAAGUACAGAAUUCCCCUUAUGAGUCUGUUGCCAAACCAUUUACACUGUGUAUCCAGGGAAUUGAGAUUCUCACUCUUACUUGCUAAUAUGAGCAAGGGCUCUAUGUACACUCUGACUUGGGCUUUGGUUUACAAAGAUAAGCAUACCAGCAACCAGCAGAGGACAGAAGAGGCCCAGACAACCAGCACACCCACUGACACAGUAUUGAACACUACCUUAGUUCCUCCAGCAGGAAUUGCCAGCACAGCAGCGCAACUGACAGCCUUGAUACUUCGCAUCCAAGAACAGGGUCAGGAACCGUCAGGUCCUUUUAACUCUUAUCUCCUCAAUGUUGAAAUACACACACACGCACCCCACAGCUCUUGCAGAUUCAGCCGAAGAUUACCUCUGGAACCCAUCUUGUCUCUCUUCUACUUGAGGUCUAUGAUCAAGAGAACUGGAGCUUUUCUCUGCGGUUAAUCCAGGAUGUUUCCAUUGCUUUACAGAGGAAUCUGAUUAUACUGACAUUAUAAUCGGCAUAAUACACUGGUCAGGAUCUGCCCCUGAUCCAGUGGUACAUGUAAGGGGUGGGGGAUGACCGCGUUUUUUCUAUAUGGAAUUGAAAUUGGGAAAAAAUCCACUCCGUCAAUGAUUUGAAAGUUUUCCCUUCUGGCCCCAAACCAAAGGGUUUAGCACCCAUACAGAUGAGGCAAUUGCCGUGUUUAGUCUUUUGCUACUUUAUAAGCAUUAGCUUCUGAAUUGUUAAAAUGUUGGAAUUUACCAACAUUUCGACUUUUUGCUGAAACUUGCAGCUAGGAUUAACAUCUGUGUUGGUUGUCCAGGAAACAAGUAAGAUUGCUGAAUAUCUUAACCCAGAAAGAUGGUGACCUAGCUCUCAGCCAAAGACUGCUAAAUUAAUGUGUAGUCUGUGUUGCCACAAUUUUUCUCACUUGUAAAUUGAACUUUGGUUGUCUGCCACUGCCUUGCCUAAGAUGGUCCCAAUUGCUCAAGUUCUGCAGGAUACGUGCAAAUCAGUUUGUCACAAAGCUCCGAUCUUGCAAAGGGACUAAGCUCAUGAACAUGGCAGUAUAUUAGUCCAUGUGCAUUUCAGUCUGAUCAGGAUUCCACAUCUGCAGGAAAUCUUUUAAUAGCCAAUCCAAGUCUUGUCUGAUUUAAACUUUAAACACCAAUAAUUCUAAGCGUCACACAUCACUCUGAACUAGUUUUUUCUUAAUCAAAAUGACAGUUGUUACUCAUUUUUCCAUAUAGAAGAAACAAAGACAAAGCAACAGUAGACAGCAAAGAAAGAAAACGGUUUCAUGUUGAUCAAUUAUUAGCCUGUUAGUGCAGGAAGGAAAGAGGACUACUACAUUUGGGAACUGAUAUGGAAAGGUCCAAACUUUUGUCUAGCUAGAACAGGCAUUUUAAACAUGUUGCUCCUGACACGAAAAAAAAAAAUGUCUGCUCAGAAUUUACUUACAUUAGUAUAUAACUGAUUCUGCUAGACAUGUCCCCCAUUUAAGUUAUUUUACGGUGCUAAAAGGAGCUUGGAAAUACCUUUUCAAUGUUGGAAUACAUUCAUUAUUGUAGUUUGCUAGCCUGGCUACUGAACAGAAGGAGACAGCAUUGUGUAUCCUACAAUUUUUUUGUUGGAUCAACUAGAACAGACAUGGGCAAACUUCAGCCCUUCGGGUGUUUUGGACUGUUAGGAAUUAUGCAAGUUGAAGUCCAGAACACCUGGAGGACUCAAGAUUGCCCAUGCCUGAACUAGACCUUGUGAAGGUCACUUGUCUCCCAACAGUUUUCAACAUUGUUCUUGUCCUAGAAAUCACAAAAUAAUAACAGCCCCUUCUGUACUACAGUUGGCCUUCAUAUCUGCAGGUUCCUCAUCCAUAGAAUCAACUGACUGGAUUGAAAGACUUGCCUCAGUGAGCAAAUUCAUAGUUGUGGCUGGCCAUGUGCUUGUGAGAGAAAGAGAUGGCAAGACCAGCAGAAGUUUUGGGGGCUUCCAGGAGACACUGCCAUUUUUAGUAAGACUUGAUCAUUGCAGGUUUUGGUAUCUGGAGCCAAUCCUCUGGAUACUGAGGGCCUACUCAUUAAACUCCAUUCUAGGAAAUGCUAGAUACUAAACCCAUCUCCUCGCUCCAUUUAUUCCCACUAGGCAGCACUGCCUUUUCCACAAAUCGUAGACCAAUCUCCCUUUUGGAUCUUGGGUGAACUCCCAUCUCAAGGUUAAGGCCAAACAUUUAGAACACAUGUUUUAAUAAAAGCGAAUAAUUGUUCUUUUUGAAAAUUAUCUGGUUGAUAGCAAGUGGAAAGGUUUUCGCUCUUUUUCCCCUUACUUCAGCCAUAACUAAAAUUAUGUUCCCCAAAUCGCUGCUUGUAUUAGAAUAAAAGUUCCAGUCAUGAACUGGAGAAGUACUUUUUGUUCAAAGGAAUUAAAGUAACCUUUUUUCCAUUUUGAAAACAGGUGGAAUUUAAUUUAAAGUGUACAUGUUAUAUGCAAAUAUUUAUUUAAAGUCCCAUUUCCUCUGGCCCAAAGUAGCAUUUUUUUCCUGAUAACCUUUCUCCCAAACGCCACAAAGAGGUUCUGCUCCCUUCAAAAUCCAAAAUUUCUGUUUGGGAAAUUGGGAGGAAGUUCCUAUCCUAUUUGGUUUUAAAAACCUACUUUUAAAACAUAAGAGAACUGACAGUUGGAUGACUGGGCUCGUUGGAACGAUCCCUUCUUUCAGCCUUUCAGAGUUAGUUUUAUGUUGCUCAGCAAUAUCGAAAGCAAACCAUUCCCCACUUCCCAUUGUGGAUUUGUAUACCUUUAUUGUGUGGUGGGAUGUGGGGAAAUUUUACAAACCCCUCACCUGUUCCAGAAGGAGAAAAAAAAGGAAGGGCAUUUAUUCUUGGUUUUAGAAUCCAUUUCAAAUGAUAUCUGUUUUUUAAAGAAGAAAUGUUAAUUAUUAUUUAAGAUUUUAUUGUAUGCAUCUCUGGAUGAUAUAUAAACACUACAGACUUGUCUAGA
This is a messenger RNA of Anolis carolinensis (green anole), 5414 nucleotides long. RefSeq names its product cytohesin 2 (gene cyth2). The transcript is spliced from 12 exons. The record is from RefSeq and is a predicted model, not a curated record. Bases 139 to 1338 code for a protein of 399 amino acids. Gene Ontology annotation, molecular function: guanyl-nucleotide exchange factor activity. Gene Ontology annotation, biological process: regulation of ARF protein signal transduction. Lineage: Eukaryota; Metazoa; Chordata; Lepidosauria; Squamata; Anolidae.